Messenger RNA from Ramularia collo-cygni, 1662 nucleotides. RefSeq names its product related to aromatic-L-amino-acid decarboxylase. Gene Ontology annotation, biological process: amino acid metabolic process. Gene Ontology annotation, molecular function: carboxy-lyase activity; pyridoxal phosphate binding. The coding region runs from base 1 to 1662 and encodes 553 amino acids. The record is from RefSeq and is a predicted model, not a curated record. The transcript has a single exon. NCBI's taxonomy places the organism in Eukaryota, Fungi, Ascomycota, Dothideomycetes, Mycosphaerellales, Mycosphaerellaceae.
AUGGUAAAUGUAAACGGGACAAAUGGCGAAAGCUAUGGCGACUCCGGGCYUGACCAUCGUACGGUGCCACCAAUGGGUAUGACGGGAGAGCAAUUCAAGACCGCUGCGGCUUCAGUCACGAGUGAAAUUGAGCAGUAUUACUCGGAACUGUCUUCACGACCCGUUUUGCCCUCAAUUUCGCCAGGAUAUCUGCAAAAACUUCUCCCAGCAUCACCACCGGAAACUGGCCAGUCAUGGCAGGAUAUUGAGAAGGAUAUCGAGCGAACAAUCAUGCCCGGAAUGACCAACUGGCAGAGUCCCAAGUUCAUGGCCUUCUUCCCUGCGAGUAGUACAUAUCCUGGGAUGCUAGGCGAGAUGUGGAGCGCAGCAUUGACCGCACCUGCUUUCAAUUGGAUCUGCUCUCCAGUUGUGACCGAGCUGGAAACCAUUGUUCUGGACUGGAUGGCUCAGGCACUUGACCUACCGAGCGCUUUCCACUCGAAAGAAGCUGGUGGUGGUGUCAUUCAAGGUUCUGCCUCAGAAGCCAUUGUCACCGUCAUGGUGGCUGCUCGUGAACGUUACAUACGCCGACAAGUGGAACGUGAAGGAUUAAAAGAUGUAGAGGAGAUUGAAGACAGAUCAUGCGAGAUACGUUCCAAGCUUGUAGCUUUGGCAUCAGAUCAGGCACAUUCAUCCUCCCAGAAAGCAGCAACGAUUGCAGGAACUCGAUUUCGAAGCAUUGCCACACACCAUGCUGAUGCGUAUGCCAUGAAAGGACAGAACAUACGCCAAAAGAUUGAAGAGCUGCUAGCAAAGGGUCUACAUCCAUACUAUUUGACAGUGUCGAUCGGGACCACCGCUACUUGCGCAGUGGACGACUUUGCAUCCAUUGCCGAUGUUGCGCGAGACUAUCCUGAUAUUUGGAUCCACUGCGAUGCCGCGUAUGCUGGCGCGGCGCUUGUUCUUCCAGAAUACCAGCACCUCUCGCACCAAAUGAAACUUGUGGACUCAUUCGACUUCAACAUGCACAAGUGGCUGUUGACAAAUUUCGAUGCUUCCUGUCUGUAUGUGCAGAACCGACGAGACCUCACCGAUGCCCUGAGCAUUACACCAUCAUAUCUUAAGAACCAAUUCACCGAAACCGGUCUUGUUACGGACUAUCGGGACUGGCAAAUACCGCUUGGAAGAAGAUUCCGUUCAUUGAAGAUCUGGUUCGUGGUGAGGACCUGGGGUAUCAAAGGCCUGCAAGAACAUAUAAGACAUCACAUCGCUCUGGGAAACCUCUUCGCCGAUCUUGUGAGAGGCAGGAGCGAUCUGUUCAGUAUACUAUCACCUCCGGACUUCGCCCUCACGGUUCUGACGAUCAAUACUCGCAAUUCGCAAAAUCCGCAAUUGGGCGCUAAGGACAGUGCCGACGAAGAGAAGAUAGAAGACCCCGGCAAGCUUCCUUCCCAGUCCAACACCAGUGAUGCGACGYUAAAGGCCAGGAAUGAGAUCACUAUGGAGGUUUUCGCCCUGAUAGAUGAGCGGAAAGAGUUCUUCCUCACCUCUACCGUUGUCAACGGCGUCAGUGCAAUUCGCGUUGUGGCUGCGAAUCCACUUGCCGAGGAGAAGUAUGUUAGGAAAGUGUUUGAAGAUCUGGUGGCGACGACUGAGGAGGUCAUAUCGAAGCGCCUGCUGUAG